Molecule: messenger RNA, 477 nt
Organism: Metarhizium robertsii ARSEF 23
Lineage: Eukaryota; Fungi; Ascomycota; Sordariomycetes; Hypocreales; Clavicipitaceae
Product: NADH-ubiquinone oxidoreductase complex 1/LYR family protein
Exons: 2
Coding region: 1-477 (158 amino acids)
Biological process (GO): respiratory electron transport chain
Cellular component (GO): mitochondrion
Source: RefSeq, a predicted model, not a curated record
AUGCUGCCCCCCACGCUUCCCAGCUCCGUUGGUACUGCAUCAGUCGACGCUUCACCACUCCAUCGUCCUGCCCGUCUGCGCUGGGAACGGUAUGCGCUGCCCGGUGCACACAUCACGACAAUGGCGCAGCCUAAUCCCGAGCUGAGAAGGCAAGUCAUUGCCAUCUACAAGGGUACGUAUCCGCCCUACCGACUUUAUCGGACAGCCAUGCAGGAGAACAAUUUCGGGCACGAGACUCGGCGUCGCCCCCGCCCCGGCUACAAGCUAGAGUCCGAGCUCCUAUAUCUUGGCAGGGAAUACCCCCUCGGCUACCGGUAUUUUCAGCCGCGCCUACACAAGGCAUUCAUGUCUCGCGCCGCCGAGCGCAGCGAGGACAAGAUUCGGGCUGGCAUUGCGCAAGCAGAAUACGUCAAAAAAGGUGCGUCUAUUGGUCCUCUCUUUUUCUUUUUUGCGUCUAUUCGAUAUCACCGCAGCUAA